Messenger RNA from Lathyrus oleraceus (garden pea), 1569 nucleotides. RefSeq lists its product as uncharacterized. Gene Ontology annotation, biological process: proteolysis. Bases 1 to 1569 code for a protein of 522 amino acids. The record is from RefSeq and is a predicted model, not a curated record. The transcript is spliced from 4 exons. Gene Ontology annotation, molecular function: aspartic-type endopeptidase activity. Lineage: Eukaryota; Viridiplantae; Streptophyta; Magnoliopsida; Fabales; Fabaceae.
AUGCCUUAUAGCCACAUCCUACCAUAUUUAUUAAGGGGAUCACUUGUACAACUAAGGGAGUUAGGACCCCCACCAGCGGUUCUUCCUCCCGGUUAUGACGCAAAUGCCCGCUGUGAAUUUCAUUCUGGCGCUCCUGGGUAUUCGAUCGAGAAUUGUAAAGCAUUAAAGUACAAGGUUCAAGAUCUUAUUGACUUUAAGGCAAUCACGUUUUCCCCCAAGGGGCCGAAUGUAAAUAAUAACCCGAUGCCCCCUCACAACAAUGCAUCGGUGAACAUGAUAGAAGCUGACAAUGGAAGGAGAUUGAUGUCCUGUAUGGACGAGUUAAAAACACCACUCAUCGAGAUGAAGAACGUUUUGAUGAAGAAUAAUACAUUUUCCAUCUGCGGUAAUGACUGUGAACACUGUCUGAUUAACACGCAACAAUGUAGAACAUUGAAGUCUGUCAUACAACAAUUAAUGAACCAAGGGAUCUUGGUGGUAGACUGCCCGUCCACAAAGGAAGAUGUGUCUACCCUCGAGAUACCAUACGACGAAGUCCCUCCUCUGCAAAUUCCAUAUGACUUCUCUCAGUUAAAUCUGUCAACAAAUCCUGUUACUCCAAUCGUAAUAACAGUUCCCACACCAUUCCCAUAUGUUGACACCAAGGCAGUUCCAUGGAUGUAUGACACCUCAGUCUACAUUCAUGGUCAAAAGAUUCAAGAAGAACCGUUAAAGUCUAGUGAUCCAAUGAUCAAUAUCACCAGCACUAGAGGAAUCACGAGAAGUGGAAGGAUAUUUGCACCGACACCCACUCCAAUUGGAACUAUCUAUCCUUCAACUUCGGACAAAGGCAAACAAAUUGAUGGCGCUCAGCAAAGACAAGACCCCGCACCUUCCAAUGAAGUAGACAAGUUCUUAUGCGUUAUCAAGAAGAGCGAUUAUCGAGUAGUUGAUCAGCUUAACCAGACACCCUCGAAAAUCUCAAUGUUGUCUUUAUUAAUGUGCUCGGAGGCCCAUAGGGAUGCUUUGUUAAAAUUUCUAAGGACAACUCAUGUACCGCAAGAGAUAUAUGUUUGUCAGUUUGAAGGAGUAGUUAACAAUAUCGCUACUAGCUUAAGCUUGGUCCUAUCAAGAGUUUUGGUAGACACUGGGUCUUCCCUCAAUGUGAUUCCUAAGAGCUCCUUUGCUAAACUAAAUGUUGAAGGACUCGUAAUGAAGCCGAGUGAGCUUAUAGUAAGAGCAUUUGAUGGGACUAGAAGGACUGUAAUCGAAGAAGAAGAAGAUGAUGAUGAUGGGUUGAUCUUCACAAAGACUGGUGGAAAUGGUGCCAUCAAAUGGACUGAGUUUGAAAUACCUAAAGUGACCUUGAUUGAAAUAUCAUCCUCGACAACCACCAAUGACAAUUCUGCUACAGUCCCGUACGACUUUGACAACCCUAUUAAUCAAGCUGAUGAUGAGUGUGAGGAAGAGGCCGAACUCCCAAAAGAAUUGGCAAGGCUGCUCAAGCAGGAGGAAAAAGUCAUCCAGCCGCACGAAGAAUCAGUGGAAGUGAUUAACCUUGGGACAAAUGAGGAAGCGAAAGAAGUCUGA